Marmota flaviventris (yellow-bellied marmot) is the source of this 915-nucleotide messenger RNA. Its product is annotated as olfactory receptor 2A2-like. Gene Ontology annotation, molecular function: G protein-coupled receptor activity; olfactory receptor activity. The record is from RefSeq and is a predicted model, not a curated record. NCBI's taxonomy places the organism in Eukaryota, Metazoa, Chordata, Mammalia, Rodentia, Sciuridae. Gene Ontology annotation, cellular component: membrane. Gene Ontology annotation, biological process: G protein-coupled receptor signaling pathway.
AUGGGAAGCAACCAGUCAUGGGUCACAGAAUUCAUCUUGGUGGGAUUCCAGCUCAGAGCAGAGAUGGAGGUGUUCCUCUUCUGGGUCUUCUCCCUGUUGUACAUCUUCAGCCUGCUGGCCAAUGGCAUGAUCUUGGGACUCAUUUGCCUGGACCCGAGACUGCACACCCCCAUGUACUUCUUCCUCUCACACCUGGCUGUCCUUGACAUGUCUUAUGCUUCUAACAAUGUCCCCAAGAUGCUGGCAAACCUCAUGAACCAAAGAAGAACUAUUUCCUUUGUUCCAUGCAUAAUGCAGACAUUCCUUUACUUGGCUUUUGCUGCUACUAAGUGCUUGAUAUUGGUGGCAAUGUCCUAUGAUCGGUAUGUGGCCAUCUGUCAUCCCUUACAUUAUGCUGUCAUCAUGAGCUGGAGAGUGUGCACGGCCCUGGCUGUCACUUCCUGGUCCUGUGGAUUUAUCCUCUCCCUGGUACAUGCCCUGCUCCUCCUGAGGCUGCCCUUCUGUGGGCCUCGGGAAGUGAAGAUCCUCUCUGUCCUCAAGCUGGCCUGUGCUGACCCCUGGAUCAACCAAGUGGUCAUCCUUGCUGCCAGUGUUUUUGUCUUAGUGGGGCCUCUGUGCUUAAUGCUGGUGUCCUACACGCGCAUCCUGCUGGCCAUCCUGAGGAUCCAGUCAGGGGAGGGCCGUAGAAAGGCCUUCUCCACCUGCUCCUCCCACCUCUGUGUGGUGGGGCUCUUCUUCGGCAUAGCGAUGGUGGUUUACAUGGUCCCAGACUCCAGUCAGCGAGAGGAGCAGGAGAAAAGGCUGUCGCUCUUUCACAGUCUCUUUAACCCAGUGCUGAAUCCCCUUAUCUACAGCCUGAGGAACUCCCAGGUGAAGGAUGCCCUCCGCAGAGCCUUGCAGAAGAGGUCCAUGUGA